Scylla paramamosain (green mud crab) is the source of this 1140-nucleotide messenger RNA. RefSeq names its product cilia- and flagella-associated protein 251-like. Lineage: Eukaryota; Metazoa; Arthropoda; Malacostraca; Decapoda; Portunidae. The coding region runs from base 1 to 1140 and encodes 379 amino acids. The transcript is spliced from 2 exons. The record is from RefSeq and is a predicted model, not a curated record.
AUGGUUCUCAGAGACUAUAAUAAUAAUGAAGAAGAAGAAGAAGAAGAAGAAGAAGAAGAAGAAGAAGAAGAAGAAGAAGAAGAAGAAGAAGAAGAAGAAGAAGAAGAAGAAGAAGAAGAAGAAGAAGAAGAAGAAGAAGAAGAAGAAGAAGAAGAAGAAGAAGAAGAAGAAGAAGAAGAAGAAGAAGAAGAAGAAGAAGAAGAAGAAGAAGAAGAAGAAGAAGAAGAAGAAGAAGAAGAAGAAGAAGAAGAAGAAGAAGAAGAAGAAGAAGAAGAAGAAGAAGAAGAAGAAGAAGAAGAAGAAGAAGAAGAAGAAGAAGAAGAAGAAGAAGAAGAAGAAGAAGAAGAAGAAGAAGAAGAAGAAGAAGAAGAAGAAGAAGAAGAAGAAGAAGAAGAAGAAGAAGAAGAAGAAGAAGAAGAAGAAGAAGAAGAAGAAGAAGAAGAAGAAGAAGAAGAAGAAGAAGAAGAAGAAGAAGAAGAAGAAGAAGAAGAAGAAGAAGAAGAAGAAGAAGAAGAAGAAGAAGAAGAAGAAGAAGAAGAAGAAGAAGAAGAAGAAGAAGAAGAAGAAGAAGAAGAAGAAGAAGAAGAAGAAGAAGAAGAAGAAGAAGAAGAAGAAGAAGAAGAAGAAGAAGAAGAAGAAGAAGAAGAAGAAGAAGAAGAAGAAGAAGAAGAAGAAGAAGAAGAAGAAGAAGAAGAAGAAGAAGAAGAAGAAGAAGAAGAAGAAGAAGAAGAAGAAGAAGAAGAAGAAGAAGAAGAAGAAGAAGAAGAAGAAGAAGAAGAAGAAGAAGAAGAAGAAGAAGAAGAAGAAGAAGAAGAAGAAGAAGAAGAAGAAGAAGAAGAAGAAGAAGAAGAAGAAGAAGAAGAAGAAGAAGAAGAAGAAGAAGAAGAAGAAGAAGAAGAAGAAGAAGAAGAAGAAGAAGAAGAAGAAGAAGAAGAAGAAGAAGAAGAAGAAGAAGAAGAAGAAGAAGAAGAAGAAGAAGAAGAAGAAGAAGAAGAAGAAGAAGAAGAAGAAGAAGAAGAAGAAGAAGAAGAAGAAGAAGAAGAAGAAGAAGAAGAAGAAGAAGAAGAAGAAGAAGAAGAAGAAGAAUUAACAAUAUUAAUCUUUAAGAUAUUUAUGGAAAUAAUUAAAUCAAAAGACUAA